Messenger RNA from Sphenostylis stenocarpa, 2547 nucleotides. Lineage: Eukaryota; Viridiplantae; Streptophyta; Magnoliopsida; Fabales; Fabaceae. The record is from the annotation of a GenBank genome assembly.
AUGACAAUUGAACCCUUGGAUUUACUCCGCUCCAAUCUCGCCCGGGUUCGGAUCCCCGAGCCGACCAAUCGAAUCUUCAAGCACGAAUGUUGCGUUUCCUUCGACACUCCGGUGAUGCUUGCUUUCCUGUGUAUAAAUUUUAAGGCAUUAAGUGAUUUCUGCGUGGGAAGUGUUGAGAAUAUGCCAGAUGUUUUGCUUGUGGCAAGUGAUGAGAAUAUGGCAGUGAGGUCGGAAGGUGGUUUGUUCAUCGACAUGUGCACUUUUCUUGCUUUUGGGAAGGAUUUUGUUGGUUGGAAUUACGAGAAGACUGGCAAUCCUGUCUAUUUGCAUAUAAAGCAGACUAAGAAGUUAGUUCCAGAAGACAGGCCUUCAAAGAAACCUACUCUCUUGGCUAUAGGUAUUGAUGGCGGAUUUGAUAAUAAUGAGCCCGAGUAUGAGGAAACUCAUAGCGUAGUUAUAUUACCUGAGUAUGUUUCUCUUCCAUUCCCUUCUGUGGAAUUGCCAGAGAAGGUAAGGUUGGCAGUUGAUGCAAUCUUACUAGCUGAGGGUGCUGAACGAAAGGAGGAACUUGCAGCUUGGACUGCUGAUAAGAAACAAGUUAGUUCCUAUGCACUGAAUUUACAACAGAUUGACAAUGGUGUUGUUAUUCCACCAUCUGGGUGGAAAUGUGCUAAAUGUGACAAGGCAGACAAUCUUUGGUUAAACUUGACUGAUGGAAUGAUACUUUGCGGGAGGAAAAACUGGGAUGGAACUGGAGGAAAUAACCAUGCUGUUGAGCACUACCGCGAAACAGGCUACCCUCUUGCAGUAAAGCUUGGGACUAUCACUGCUGAUCUGGAAGCAGCAGAUGUUUUCUCCUAUCCAGAGGAUGAAAGUGUCUUGGAUCCACAAUUAGCACAGCAUCUGGCAUUUUUUGGCAUUGACUUUUCAUCUCUACAAAAGACUGAAAUGACAACUGCUGAAAGAGAACUUGAUCAAAAUACUAAUUUUGAUUGGAAUCGAAUACAAGAAAGUGGACAAGAAGUAUAUCCAAUAUUUGGACCUGGAUAUACAGGAUUGGUCAAUAUUGGAAACAGUUGUUAUAUGGCAGCAAAUAUGCAAGUUAUAUUUUCAACAAGAUCCUUCAUAUCACGGUACUACUUGAACCAAAGUCUAAAGAAGGCAUUUGAGAUGUCUCCCGCUGAUCCAACUGUAGACCUAAACAUGCAGCUGACAAAAUUGGCUCACGGUUUACUUUCUGGCAAAUAUUCUGUUCCAGCAUUUGAACAUGAUGAAAAAGAAAACAUGGCUACUUCAACUGCAACUGCUAAACAAGAAGGGAUACGUCCACGAAUGUUUAAAUCUGUAAUAGCUGCCAGCCAUCCUGAAUUCUCAUCUACGCGGCAACAGGAUGCUCUAGAAUUUUUCCUACAUUUUCUUGAUCAAGUUGAACGAGCUAGUGCUGCGAAAACUGAACUGGAUCCAUCAAGGAGUUUCAAAUUUGGUAUUGAAGAUAGAAUUUUAUGUUCAUCUGGAAAAGUUACAUAUAAUAGAAGGAAUGACUACAUUCUUUCUCUCAAUAUCCCAUUACAUGAGGCGACUAACAAAGAAGAACUAGAAUCCUUCAACAAACUUAAAGCAGAGAAACUUGCAGAAGGAAAAGAAAUAAAUGCCGAUGAGAUUGUGCGUCCAAGGGUGCCUUUAGAAACAUGCCUUGCAAACUUCUCAGCUCCUGAGGAGAUACAUGAUUUUUACAGUACUGCUUUGAAGACAAAGACUACAGCACUGAAGACUGCAGGUCUGACCUCAUUUCCUGAUUACCUGGUGUUACAUAUGCGGAGAUUUGUUAUGGAGGCAGGAUGGGUACCCAAAAAGCUUGAUGUGUAUAUUGAUGUUCCUGAUAUCAUAGAUAUCAGUCAUAUGCGGACCAAAGGUCACCAGCCUGGGGAAGAGCUGUUACCUGAUGGUGUUCCUGAUGAGGAAGAUUCAAACAAAAUGUUGGCCAAUGAAGAAAUUGUCGCCCAGCUGGUUUCCAUGGGCUUUAACCAUCUCCAUUGUCAGAAAGCUGCUAUAAAUACAUCAAACGCUGGAGUAGAAGAGGCAAUGAAUUGGUUGCUAUCUCACAUGGAUGACCCAGAUAUUGACCUUCCUAUUUCCAAAGGCCAUGGCUCUACAACUGCGACGAUUGUUGACCAAUCAAAAGUUGAUACUCUAAUUUCAUUUGGAUUUCAAGAAGAAAUUGCUAGAAAGGCUCUGGAGGCAUCGGGUGAUGACAUUGAGAAAGCGACAGAUUGGAUAUUUAACAACCCUAAUGCAUCAGUCUCCAGUAUGGAUGCUACCCCAUCAAAUGCGGCAUCCACUUCCAAUGAUGUUAACCUACCUGAUGGAGGAGGGAAAUAUCGACUUAUUGGGAUUGUAAGCCACAGUGGAACUUCUACUCUGUGUGGUCACUAUGUUGCUCACAUUUUAAAAGAUGGUAGAUGGGUAAUUUUCAACGACAACAAGGUUGGGGCUUCCAUUAAUCCUCCUAAGGAAAUGGGCUAUCUUUAUUUCUUCGAGAGGCUUUGA